Molecule: messenger RNA, 1607 nt
Organism: Annulohypoxylon truncatum
Lineage: Eukaryota; Fungi; Ascomycota; Sordariomycetes; Xylariales; Hypoxylaceae
Product: Met-10+ like-protein-domain-containing protein
Exons: 5
Coding region: 85-1530 (481 amino acids)
Biological process (GO): mitochondrial tRNA methylation; tRNA N1-guanine methylation
Cellular component (GO): mitochondrial matrix; cytoplasm
Source: RefSeq, a predicted model, not a curated record
UUCACUCGCCGCACACUUUCUUCACACAAAUCAAGCAUUCAAAGCCUAGACUUCGCGCGCAAGUGAGCUCUACCAAUUAAUACUAUGGCAGAUAUCCCGGCCGGGGACGACGCCAUGAGUAGUCUCUUCCGUCCGCCGGUGAUCCGCUCUGCUUUGGGCGUACUUGACAAGUCGCUUUUUUCCAAGACCAUCAACCUGGCUGCCGCUGCGGUUGCCGAUAAGAGGAAUAUUGCGGCUUGGCGCCAGAAGUUGUUGAAAGAAAAUAGUCUUCUGGGCCUUGAGAGGAUACAAGGCGUUGUGUCUCAUCCGGAUCAAACUCUCGCAUCUCAAGGAACAAAGUGUCUACUUUUAAACCCAAAUAUCAAGGCUCAAGAACCUGAAACAUGGACUCCUACCCUCCAAGAAGGUGUGGCUAGUAAGGAAAUAGGGGUAGUCCCGUACGACUUAUUGCUAGACUAUGAUUAUUGGUCUUACGAGGAUGUGAUGAGGUCUCUGCUUCCCUCUGACUUACGAGACGAGCACGAUGGUAUUCCCCAGGGCUUCAACCAAGCAGGACAUGUCGCGCAUAUGAAUCUGAGAGAAAGGUAUCUGCCCUAUAAAAAACUGAUCGCCCAGGUCAUUGUCGAUAAGAACCUGUCGGUCAAGACGGUAAUUAACAAGGUCGCCAACGUGGGGACUGAAUCCGAAUUUCGGACCUUCGCAUACGAAGUCCUUGCCGGGCCUGAUGACCUUAACGUUGAGGCGCGGGAGAACGAUUGCAUCUUCCGGUUCGACUACUCUAAAGUCUAUUGGAACAGUAAACUAGAAGGCGAGCACAGGCGGUUAAUCAACCUCUUCCAACCCGGAGAGGUAGUUUGCGAUGUGAUGGCCGGUAUUGGCCCAUUUGCGGUACCGGCUGGUAAGAAAGGCGUUUUUGUCUGGGCGAACGACUAUAACCCAGAGAGUUAUCGUUACCUUGAUGAAAAUAUCAAACGAAACAAGGUCCGGCAAUAUGUGCGUCCAUUUAAUCAAGACGGUCGAACUUUCAUUAGGGAAGCCGCCGAUUUGGUGUAUGCAGCAUCCACAAAUGGUGAACAUGCUGUCUCGGGACCGAAUAGGAGAGAGCAGCGUAGUCGGCAUCCAGAUUCGAAACCCACCGGCAAGUCAACGUCAAUCCCGGGAUCAAAACGCAUCCCCAUCCCUUCAACUAUCUCUCAUUUCAUCAUGAAUCUCCCAGCAUCUGCUAUUACCUUUUUAUCGCACUUCCGCGGUCUGUAUGCUGGCCGAGAGCAGCUUUUCGCUCCUCAUACAGGUACAAGGUUGCCCAUGGUCCACGUCCAUUGUUUCGCGCCCAAGGCAGAUGAUGAUACUCCCUUCACAGACAUAUGUGAGCGCAUUUCGACAGAGAUCGGCAUCAAGAUGAAAUUUGGAGAAGCCGAAAACGCCUAUGAAGUGUCCAUCCUGGAGGUUAGAAAUGUUGCGCCCAACAAACGCAUGUUCUGCGCCUCCUUCAGAGUCCCCCCUGAAGUGGCGUUCGCCGACCGACCCUAAUCAAGAGCGCGCCGGCUAUCAAUCAGCGCAGUACAAUAGACAACCGCUCAAGCGGCUUACCACUUUGGGCAUUCGAA